This is a messenger RNA of Nematolebias whitei (Rio pearlfish), 698 nucleotides long. It is a transcript of the gene rbbp8, whose product is annotated as retinoblastoma binding protein 8. Gene Ontology annotation, cellular component: site of double-strand break. Bases 66 to 698 code for a protein of 210 amino acids. Gene Ontology annotation, molecular function: single-stranded DNA binding; Y-form DNA binding; double-strand/single-strand DNA junction binding. Gene Ontology annotation, biological process: double-strand break repair via homologous recombination; DNA double-strand break processing involved in repair via single-strand annealing. NCBI's taxonomy places the organism in Eukaryota, Metazoa, Chordata, Actinopteri, Cyprinodontiformes, Rivulidae. The record is from RefSeq and is a predicted model, not a curated record. The transcript is spliced from 6 exons.
UUGUCCGGAUCGUUGCAUGAGAGUUUGGCGUGCGAUGUGACGUGUGCGGGACUCUUGUUUAGGAAAUGGAGGAACGGCGUCACGAAGACGUGGCGGACACCGACUGCACUUGGGUCAGUCACAGCAUGCUGCAGCGUGGACGAAGAGACAGUCAGGACAGAGGAGAUGGAAAGACUGGACUGGCUGAGAAGGCAAACGACAGUUUGGACAUGAUGUUUGACACGACGGCUUACGGCACGUACAAGUCGUACAACGGGUCACGCUUGGACCAGAGCCGUCCUGGUGACGAGGCUGGGGAAGAAGAAGAGGAGGAGGAGGAGGAGGAGGAACUCAGAGAAGCAGAUCCUGCAGAAACCGCUGCACGUCUUGUUAAACCAGGGCAGCCCACAUUUAAAUACGCGGCGGUGAUUCGUAAGAAGGACGAGAGGAGGAAACUGAAGGGCACCACCUGCAUGGAGUGUGAGGACUAUUACUCCCAUCUGCCCGACGAGGAGAAGCAGAAGAAGCUGGCCGCCUGCUCCCGGCACCGCUUCCUCUACGUUCCUCCCUCCACCCCUGAAAACUUCUGGGAGGUUGGGUUCCCGUCGACGCAGACGUGCAUCGAGAGAGGCUACAUCAAGGAGGAGAAGAAGCCCCAGGCCCGUUUACGGAGGAGACAGCCGUUUAACGCUUUAUUCUCCCAGAAGCAGAACGACUAA